Messenger RNA from Chiloscyllium plagiosum (whitespotted bambooshark), 2115 nucleotides. It is a transcript of the gene jpt2, whose product is annotated as Jupiter microtubule associated homolog 2. Gene Ontology annotation, cellular component: nucleus. The record is from RefSeq and is a predicted model, not a curated record. Lineage: Eukaryota; Metazoa; Chordata; Chondrichthyes; Orectolobiformes; Hemiscylliidae.
GCGACGGGCGGGAAGUGGCCCGUGGCCGUUGGAGGGUGAGAGAAGGCGAGAGUUGGUCAUGACUUCGACAAGUACUUUCCAGGGCCUGCAGGAUAAGCCCAAUUCCAGUCGUGUACUCAAACCACCCGGUGGUGGUUCCAGCAAUAUAUUUGGUGCCCCUGAUGUCUCGUCCAGUAAACCCCAUAAGAUGGCAUCCAACAUUUUUGGGCCUCCUGAAGAAACUUCAUUGCCAAAGAGAUCUAAUCCUCCAGGUGGAAAAGCCAGUGGGAUUUUCAGUGAGUCAGAGCCUGUUUCUUCACAACAAUGUGCUGCUUCAACUCCUAAUAAUAACAGUGACAUAUUUGGGGAACCAAUUGCUCCUGCUACAGUUCGUGUCCAUCCGAACAAACCAAAGGAUGCAAACAUAUUCUCCAGUGAUGCAGAUGAGGAGUUGAAAGAUGAAGAACAUGGAGAAGAAAGUGAGGAGAAAAAAGAUGAGGAAAAGCAAAAGGAGCCUGCGGUGGAUGAUCAUGAACCUCAUCUAGGUCCACGUCCACGAUCCCAUAACAAAGUUACCCAACCACCAGGUGGCAAAUCGACCCUCUCCUUGUUCUGAGAAGGUUCUUUACUGUUUGACUCAAGUUAAUCUGCUGUUCCAUGCAGAGGUUAACUUGUAUAAAAACAUUAUUUUUGUCCUUUUUCACACUGAAGGUUUAUCUGCAAAAGGCUGUUUUAUUUUCAAUGCAGUUGUUCAUUUCAACAAGGAUUUGCUGGCCCAAAAUGCUGAAAUGAUCUAGAGAUUAAAUAAUUGUAACAAUUGAUCAAAUAAAACUUGCAUUGUAAAUAAAAUAGCCUAUACCCAAAAGUGACAUGCCUAUCAUUUGUAUACUUGCCUGUGUCCUCUGCUAUUGAUCACGUCUGGCUCAAUCAGGUGUUUAAUCUAUUGCCUCCAAAUGUUUUCUUCCACAGCAUCUUAGGUGCUUGAAAAUUGCCUUGAACUUAGACAGGGCUAAGUGCAAUGGAGGUGCAAGCUCUUAGGUGCUUUGCUUCAAUGCUCUGCAACCUAAUCUUUUUUCACUGGGUGUUUCUGGUCCAGAUUCAGUCUCUAAGAAUGGCCAGUCAGCCACACCAUGCAGCUGUUGACAAUGUCAGAGUUCAAUUUGGGAAGCCAUGGUUUCUGCUAAAAGAUUGGUAUUCUUCCUGUGGAAUGGACUAGGCCAUCCAUAACAUUUCAAUGUACAGUUGUAUUUUGAGCACCUGUGAAAAUUACUUGUGACUAGCUCUUGUUAAAGACUAUAUAGAUUAAAAGCAUUUAGAUAUAAUGGGAUAAAAUUGAUCAGCAUUGUGUAAUUUGCCUUAAUUGAAGAAUGUAAACCUGUAAAUCUUUUAAUUGUACUCUCAAUCCCUUGACAAGAUUGUAACAUGCAUAUUAUGGACAAUUCCAAAUCCUCAGGUGUCUUUGUUUUGACCUGCUACAAGCUAGUAUACAAUAUUGUCAUAAAUGGACACAAGAUUAUUUAAUAUAGAAAUAUUUAUUUUGCUAAAAUGUUUAGACUGUUUCCUUCUGGUUGGUCAAAAGUUUACUUUUUAAACUGGCUUUUGAUUUUAGCUGUAAUGCAAAGGAAACAUUACCAGCAGGUUUCAAUUUGCAGAGUUUUUCUGGGAAGAGUUGUCAAUUUUUAGGCCUUUGUGACAAACUCAGACUUGAUUGUAAUUUUUAAUUCUGCUGAUAUAUUUAUACCUAGACUGACAUAGGACAGUAAGACAACUCAUUUACAAGGAUUUGGUAUUGUACUAAAAGAUUGCUCUAUUUGAACCUCUAAGGUAGUGCACUCUAUUUGCAGUUUUGAUAGUACAAUUUUGCUACAUUUAAAUUGUUUUAUAGAAAAUUUAUUUUCCCCUACUCAAUAUACAUUCUACAUAUUAAUUACUCUGGAUUCCAGCUUCUACAGGAAGCAUCUGAGGUACUUGACACAUUUUUUUAAAUAUUUUAGUUCAAGGGAUGUACUGGAAAUCAGGACACAUAGUAAUUAUUGCCAACGAGAAAAUACCUUGUGCCUUUAUGCAACCAUAUUGUUUGGAUGUAGAUAACUGGAUGACAAUGGCCAAAAAUAAAAUUUACCUCUUAUUUGUGAA